This is a messenger RNA of Anopheles aquasalis, 1123 nucleotides long. RefSeq names its product glyoxylate reductase/hydroxypyruvate reductase. Gene Ontology annotation, molecular function: NAD binding; hydroxypyruvate reductase (NADH) activity; glyoxylate reductase (NADPH) activity. The record is from RefSeq and is a predicted model, not a curated record. NCBI's taxonomy places the organism in Eukaryota, Metazoa, Arthropoda, Insecta, Diptera, Culicidae. Gene Ontology annotation, cellular component: cytosol.
AACGUCGCGGUUAUCGCGGAGCUCGAGAGACAUAAACAAACAGUUGCGCUUAUCAUGCGUACCACGAUCGGACGACUUUUGCAUUGUUCAGUGUCAAGGAUGCUGAGGAAGCCGCAGAUCGAACAAUACAGUUUCGGUGCGAAACGGCCAAAGUUGCUCGUCACCUGCUCCGACAUUCCGGGCAGCUACGUUGACCUGCUUCGUGAGAAAUGUGAUGUCACGGUGUGCAGCGGCACAAACCGAGCGGAAAUACUGCGGUCUGUGCCCGGGGCCGACGGUAUCCUCUGGCUUACCGCGGAUCGACUGGACGGCGAAGUGCUGGAUGCUGCCGGAUCGCAGUUGGCAGUCGUUUCGACGAUGACCUCCGGAAUGGAUUAUGUAGACGCAGAUGAGUUCGCACGGCGUCGGAUUGCUCUCGGCCACACGCCCACCGUUGUAAAUGGUCCGGUCGCGGAUAUUGCCAUCGGAUUGAUGUUGGCCGCGGCACGACGGUUUCACGAGGGCCGCCAGAAGAUUGCGGCCGGACAGUGGGAAAUGCGACCACAGUGGAUGCUGGGGCAGGACGUACCGGGUUCUACGAUCGGUAUCAUCGGGUUCGGUGGAAUCGGGCAAACGAUUCGGAAACGUUUGCAAGGCUUCGAUAUUGCGCGCUGCCUGUAUACUGGCCGUUCCCGUAAACCGGAAGCGGAUCUAGCGGGUGCCGAGUUUGUGGAGCUACCAACCCUGCUGAGGGAAAGUGAUUUCGUAUUCAUUGCCUGUCCACUGACGAGCGAAACGGUGAACAUGAUCAAUCGCGAAACACUGGCCAUGAUGAAACCCUCAAGCGUGCUCAUUAAUGUCGCUCGAGGCGGAAUCGUUGAUCAACCGGCCUUGGUAGAGGCCCUUCGGAAUGGUACAAUCUUUGCUGCCGGUUUGGAUGUGAUGUCACCGGAGCCGCUCGAUCCGGAAGAUUCGCUUCUCACUCUCCCUAAUUGCAUCGUGGUGCCUCAUCUUGGCACAGCCACCCAGAGGAGUUUGUUGGACAUGUUCACUAUCACAGCUAACAACGUGCUUUCGGUACUUGCCGGAGGGCAACCGGUGGCUCCAUUCAGGAAAUAAAAGAGCAAGCAUUUGGAUUAUAAUA